AUGGCUGCUACCAAACCAGGUUUUGUGGUUAGAUUCACUGUGAUGCUCAUGCUCAUGGUAGCUUGUUCCACAGUGACAGCUCGAUCUCUCAUGAAACAAACCGUGGGUGCACCUUCUCCUUCCACAAGCCUUGUCUACCGUCUUAGGCUUGAUGAAGAAACAGGUUACUGCUGGGAUUCAUUGAUGCAGCUCCAACACUGCUCUGGAGAGCUGAUUUUGUUCUUCCUCAACGGUGAGACUUACAUUGGCCCUGGGUGUUGCAGUGCUAUAAGAACCGUGGGACGCAAGUGUUGGCCUACUAUGAUUGGUGUUCUCGGUUUCACUGCUCAAGAAGGUGACAUGCUCCAAGGUUACUGUGACGGUGAACAUGAUGAACAUGCUCCUCCUUCCGUAGAUGCGACGGUUGCUAUAUCUUCUAACCAUUGA
Messenger RNA from Eruca vesicaria subsp. sativa (arugula), 426 nucleotides. NCBI's taxonomy places the organism in Eukaryota, Viridiplantae, Streptophyta, Magnoliopsida, Brassicales, Brassicaceae. The record is from the annotation of a GenBank genome assembly.